Cebus imitator (Panamanian white-faced capuchin) is the source of this 1368-nucleotide messenger RNA. It is a transcript of the gene LNP1, whose product is annotated as leukemia NUP98 fusion partner 1. The coding region runs from base 368 to 961 and encodes 197 amino acids. The transcript has 3 exons. The record is from RefSeq and is a predicted model, not a curated record. NCBI's taxonomy places the organism in Eukaryota, Metazoa, Chordata, Mammalia, Primates, Cebidae.
AUCACAUGCCAUUGGCAGCAAAGCACAGGGAAAACCAGGCAGUGGACUCUGCUUCCCACCCUUAGGCUGCGAGGCACAAGCCCCAGCAAUGGAAGGAUUAGAAAGCCUCUCAAUUUAAAAAGACAAGGGGGAGGGGAAUGUGGGCUGCACAAUUUAUAAAUAGACAUUGCCCAAGGCUGCCUGAUGAUGAAGUGGUUGUUUAGUAAAUCUUUCUCCUUUAAGGAUGCCAGCAUCGGAGACCAUUUUAAAAUACCAGUUUCAUUUUGCCUUUUGGGGGUGAUCCUAGGGUUCACUGCCAGCCCUGUUGGGUGAUAUUUCCUUCUGUCAGAUUUAGGAACAGGCCUUCAAUAUUUGGCAUCACCUUUACAUGGAGCACAAAGAUGAUGAUGAUGAUGAUGUCUCUUUUGCCAAAUGGAUGAGCAGCUUCUGGGGCCACAGCUGGAGAGAAGAAGAUCAGAGAGGACUCCGGGAACGCCACCGACCGCAAGCCACCAGUCACAGGAAAACCUCCCUGCCCUGCCCACUUCCUGUGCUUCCCAGAAUUCCAUCAUCUGACCGCCAUCCUAGAAGGCAUUCUCAUGAGGACCAGGAAUUCCGAUGCCGAUCAUCUGACCGUCUCCCUAGAAGGCAUUCUCAUGAGGACCAGGAAUUUCGAUGCCGUAGCCACAUGCGGGAUUGCAGAAAAUACUCAGAGGAUGGAUCAUUCAAGGAGCCGCUGGAAUCAAAAGGAAGAUCCCAUUCCAAAAUUGAGAAAUUUUCUGAGUCCUUUGAACAGCAACUGUGCUUUAGAACCAAACGUUCUGCCUCUUUGGGACCUGAAAGCAGAAAGGAGAGAAAUGAAAGAGAAUGCCUGAGAAUGGAGAUAAAAUCCCGAAAGAAAGUAGAAGAGGAAGGAAGCUCCAGGAAAGAAGAACAUGGAGACGCACACAUGGCUCCCCUGUUUGAAAAAGGGCCUGAAUAGUAUUCCGCUUCCGCAUCCUGACAUCACAUGCGACUGUUUUAUUGUUUUUUCUUUGAGCCCUAAUACACCAUUUCGAGAUAUGGAUGGGGGUGGUGGGGACAGUGAGGAGCAGCUGUAAAAAGCAACUGCAGAUGCUGAGUGAGUGCAGCGGGCAGGGUAUGUAGCUGUUCCAAGAUGUCUUGCAUCAUACCUUAAUUGCUCCUGGCAUCUUAGUUGAGGGUACAAUCUGCUUGGUUGCCCUUUUAUGGAAAUAAAGAGAAUAACAGGUACUUUAAUAGAAUAAAGACAAAUUUGAAAAUGUAAUAUAAGAUAUUUAAAGAGCCACCCACAUAGCUUCCCCAACCCUUCUUACACAUCAACUCACAAAUCAUCUUAAAUAAAAGUCAUUGGUAUGACUCUUGAGUUUA